UUACAUAUACGCAGUACGCUUGCAUCGUCACCGCUGAUUUUCGUAACCACCUGUCGACUCUGGCGAAGCUUUCUUCGACAUGUUUUCUAUUGAAGACUUCAAGAAACUUCACGACUCCGGCGGUCAGUGGAGCUGCGAUUUGGAGUUGGUGCCGCCAGUGACUGACAACAUGAUCGACAGCCAUUUCGGCGAGUCGCACCAGCAGCUGCAUAAAGGCUGGAUGUUCAAAGAGGAAAGGUACAUUCGCCAGAUCGAGUAUCUGAUGCGCGGACAACCAACAGGGACCGAACUUGUGUUGCGCAGCAUAUGCUUGUGCUCAAUGAAAGCUGGCCACUACAAGCAAGUCGUAACGCUUGGUAAAGGCGGAGCCGGGGCCGUCGUCCAAGCAUACUGCGAUUGCGUUGCUGGUCAAAGCCAAAGGUGCCAGCAUAUAGCUGCAUUGCUGUUUGCCAUUCGAAGUAUCCAGAGGCCGUCUUGUACGAGUGUCCCGUGCAGAUGGAUGGCACCAACACAAGGACAAAACCAUUUGCUGACCAAACCCUUGGCCGACAUCACCUUUAAGAAACAUGUGAUUAACAAGACGGUGCCCAUUAAGGCUAAGCAACAACUUCCUCCUCAUUUGAGAACAGCUGGGCACUAUGGGCUGUUGAAGUCUAGGAGUGCGAUUGCCACACGUGCACCUGAGCUGGUGUGGAACCGUUACACAGAGAGGCCAGCGCCAGUGAGAAAUGUGAGGACAUGAAUUCGCAGAAGUGCCUCACAUUGAUUGAUGAAUAUUUCAAGGAGCAGGUGUCCCUCACAGCUACCGAGAGGGCAGAUAUCUGUGCAAAGACCGUAGGCCAGAAUAAGAACCCUGCAUGGUUCACAGAAAGAACCGGAAAGCUAACUGCUUCAAAGUUCCGCAGGAUACUGCACUGCCUGAAGCCAGAAGGGCUUGUUAAUGAAAUACUUUACCCUCGCAAGGAAAUAAUGAAGAGUGGUGACCCCAGGCUCUACGGAACACAAACUGACGCAAAAGCGGUUGAAAAAUAUCUAGAAUUCAUGCUAUAUGACAAAAAUAUAAAUGUCCUGGAAACAGGAUUGCACAUUCAUGAAUUGCAUUCUUUCAUUGCCGCAUCGCCCGAUCGCCUUGUGAGAGAUGGCAGUGAGGAUGGGCUUCUAGAAGUGAAGUGCCCCGCUUCGAAAGCUGGCCAAAGAGUUGUUGAUGCCUGCUCUGACAAAGGUUUCUACUUGGCAGUAACUAAUGGUGAGGUCACCCUGAAAAAAGACCAUUAUUAUUACUGCCAAGUACAAGGACAGAUGGGAGUCGCGAAGAAGCCUUGGUGCGACUUUGUAGUCUUCACAGAUCAUGCUGACCUUCAAGACUCCAUAUCAGUGAAACGUAUAUAUUUGGACGCAGAAAUUUGGAAAGACAUACUUCAGGGCCUGGUAUACUUUUAUAAGGCUGCUAUAAUUCCAGAACUCAUGACACGACAUAUUCGACGCCUUGGAUUUCUUUACAUUACAGGUGCAGGCUACGUGUCCUACAAGAAGUAUGCUGUGGGGUUUUAUGUAGUUGACCAUUGUGAUGAGGACAAUCUGAAAAUGACUAUCAGAAGGCUGACGCACACAUAGUGCGUUCCUUUGCAUCAUAAAACUAGUGCAUGACGACACCUUUUAAGUGCUCUGAAUAAAUAUACCGCAUGCUUUCGUGUUCUAUUACAUGGUGUCUGUCUCCACUUCCUUCCCAUUAUUUAUUAGUGGUCGCCUAAAGUUUGAGAGAAAUGCACAUGUGAAAAUUGCGUCUGCUAUGUCUAACAUGUUUAUAGGUAAGGGUCUGUCCAAUAAAUGGAACUCCUUGAUUCUUCUUAUGACCCUUUCAAUGUGCACCCGUGCACUUGCAACAUGCUUUGUGGCUUCAACAUCCUCGGCACUCAUCUACGCUUCUCCAGGAAUACGAAAUGGAGGCAUAUGAAGGACAACACCACGUGGCAGAAGGUCAUCUACCUUGAAUCCCUUGUCAACCAUGAUGCCAUCUCCCGAUUUGAACAUAUCAAGUACUCCAGACUGUUGCACAAUAGCUCUGUCACUGGUACUUCCCCCAUAUAAUGGCGACACAAAGCUAACAUAGCAGUCAGGUGUUGCGGCUACAACACAUUUCAUUGUGUUUGCGAACUUGUAGUGGGAGAAAGUUCAUCUCUGAGCAGUUAAGCUUGAGGGCUUUUGUAUACGGAUUUCUGUUGUGUCAGGUAUUAUACGUGUGUUUGGGUACCGUCUAAAAUGAGGUGGCAUGUGCUGUUGUACUUCAGGAAGUGUGGGGAAGCUAGUUAUUUCAGUGAGAACCUUCUGCAAUAUAAGUACCCAUUCUGAAGAUAUACGACUGAAUGAUGGCAUUGAAAUUAAAAAAUUGCGAGCAAUCUCUCGGGUGGCCAUACCUGUCCUUAAGCGAACCAGUACUGCAUACAUCUGCUCGGCAGCACUGAGUGACCUGCUCUUUAUGUCUAUUGCAAACCGAGGGUUAUUGUUCAAAACUAAAUUUAGUAUAUCAUAAAACACUUGCACAGAAGGCGAUCCUGUGUAAUAUAACAUAUGCUCAGUACCUUGCAUGUUAUCGAGGCACAGUGUUGUAGCCUUCAGCUCGUAGUAAUGUGCUUUCCACUGUAUUGUUUGUUCCUCAGCAGCUUUUAGCUGUACUUCUAGCUUUUGCACCUUCUUUCUUUCUGCACUUAAUUGGCUUUCAAGCAGCAUAAUAUGCUCUAGAGAGAAAUUAUUCGCCUGACAGCUCUUUUUGUGUUCAGCUGGUACACUAUGCAAUGCCGCACUAUCUUCACAGGUCGUAGAGCCUAAUGACAUUGCACUUGCUGCUCUGCUUAAUGGUGUUCCUUGACCAAGAGGUGGAGUAGAUGCCCUGGCAACUGGUUGGCAAUCCUGUGGU
Molecule: messenger RNA, 2914 nt
Organism: Dermacentor andersoni
Lineage: Eukaryota; Metazoa; Arthropoda; Arachnida; Ixodida; Ixodidae
Source: RefSeq, a predicted model, not a curated record